AUGGGAAGAGUAGAGAUGGACGCCGAAAACACGUGCUGGAUUGAACUUCGACACGUUGAGUGGCGCACGUGGACACUUACGAAGAACGAACGCUGUGAUGAUAAGCGACAGUGUACCGUGAACAAAGCGACGUCCUACGACAAAACCGAUCGCUGGGCGCGUGAUGCACCGACGUCGGCUCGGACUCCCGUUUUUCCGCCGACGGAGGCGCGCCGACGCCCCCGAUUCCACAACUACCACUGCCCACCGUACCGUUACACAGCGAUUCCGGACGACGGAACAACUCUCAAAAGUAGAGCUAUUGAGUGA
Molecule: messenger RNA, 309 nt
Organism: Angiostrongylus costaricensis
Lineage: Eukaryota; Metazoa; Nematoda; Chromadorea; Rhabditida; Metastrongylidae
Source: the annotation of a GenBank genome assembly